Molecule: messenger RNA, 2031 nt
Organism: Cyclocybe aegerita
Lineage: Eukaryota; Fungi; Basidiomycota; Agaricomycetes; Agaricales; Hemipholiotaceae
Source: the annotation of a GenBank genome assembly
AUGAGCCCUCCGCAUACUCUUCUGUGGUUUGUUGCCGCCUCAAUCGCGGUAGCUUCCGCCAAUGUCGCCCCUCGCGCUCCGGAUGCUUGCGCCGCCAUUGGUGGGAGGAAGUGGGUGUCGCCCCGAGAAGUAAGAGCUUGCUAUAGCUCUUUCAAGGUUGUUGAGGCGGAGAAAGCCAACAUCAUAGACGUGAUCUCCAAAAUGGCCGCCUUCCACACCUCGACCAACUACCAGAUCAGAGCUCCAGAACCUUUCGCCUCAGAAGUCCACGAAGACCUGCUUGGUUCUCUGGAGAGAAUCAAGAACCAGAGAUAUGCCUCGGAUUACGAGCUGCAUAUCGAUUUUUCGAGAACUCUGAAACGUUUGAACGACGGACACAUCGCCUGGGUCAACAAUUGCUACGAUUCCCUUUUCGUCAACUAUCUCCCGACCCCAUUGAGCUUGAUAACCGAUGCGAAGGGCAUUCAGAACGUUCAUAUUGCGUACGAAGCCUUCGACGUCGCCUCGGCAGAAUUCCCAGACCAGAUCGACUUCUGGCAGAAUGCUCUUCCCGGAAAUCUUAAGGGCAAUCUGAAAUCGCUUUCUGGCGCCAAGGUCUUGCUAAUCAACGGACGGCCACCUUUCGACGCGGUCCACGCGAAUGCUCUCAUUACUGGCAGUUACCAGUCCUACGCAACUCGUCAGAAUUCAUUCUUUUCGAGCUAUCGGCGGACCGCUGGCGAAUGGAGUUACAUUUUGGGAAACUUUGCCCAACAAUCCCUUCCGUUGGACGACUUCGCGGUCUUGACAAUCCAGCGUGUCAAUCAGACCCUUCCAGAGACUAUCAUCCUGCCUUACCGUUCGAGGAUUGGUACUACCGCAAAGGCUUUCACAGAUACCGCGUCCUGGCGCUCUAACAACUGCGUCGCGGUUGAUGGCACCAACGGAAUCGACGCGUACUCCGAGAGCCUACCAGCAGACGCGCCUGUGGCCAAGUUCCUGCAGCAGCCGCCCCUCCCACUUGACACCGAACGCAAACACGGUCUGAACGUCCUGCUGGACGCUGCACCUUGGCUCGACGUCACCCUUCCACCAACCCUGCAGCCUGGGCUAGUCGCUGUCAAUGGGAGCUACAAUUCAGCCCAAUUCUAUCUGGCGAAGGACGGGAAGACGGGCGUUCUGGCACUUGGCAGCUUCUCUGAUACUCAAUAUUUCACCUUUUUGAGGACGUUAUUGGAAGGUCUGCAAUCUUUGAAGGCAUUGGGAGCUACACAGCUUAUCGUUGACGUGACCAAUAAUGGGGGAGGGUUUAUCUGCGCAGCUCAUUGGCUCCACCGUAUCAUUGCAGGUCCCAAAUCGACAACAGUGCCGCAAGCUGGAUUGGACACGAAAGCCCGAGCUGGUCCCUUGGCUCGAACUAUUGUCGAUGAGAUCAUCUCGAAGAAUAAGGACCCAAUAGUCCAGCUUCUUUACAAUCCACUCAACUGGAGAGACGCUAGUAACACUCCCUUUACCGCUGAUGCGGAUUGGCUUGAACCCAUUGUGCCGCUAACAAUCAACGGCCGCGAGGACGCGUUCAGUCCAAGGCUUGGAAACGAAUGUCAACCUGAAGGCUUCCCCGGCGACGCACCGAGCGAAGCACUCUUCGACCCUAAGAAAGUUGUUAUCGUCUCGAAUGGCAGAUGCGGAAGCUCAUGCUCUCUGUUCAGUAUCUCCAUGUCCAAGUACGAGGGCACGAAAACCGUCGUCGUUGGCGGAAAGAGCGACGUUCAACAGAUCUAUUGCGGCGUAGUUGGUGGUCAAUCGACGAACUUCGUUACGAUCGAUACCGAAAUUAAAACCACCGGGUUGAAGAACAACACGCUUGCUCCACCUGACCUGAUCGUCAAUGGGGUUAUGGGUAUCACUUGGAGGCUGGCUUACGGCGUCGACGAACCAAAUGAACCUGCAGAGUGGCAGUACUUCCCAGCCGACCUUAACCUACCCGUUACCCCCGCUCUUGCGAACAACCCUGUCGCAAUUUGGGAGGAGGUUGCGCGAAGACUGCUAUGA